GCAACAUUUAAAUUAAUAUUUAAUUAUGAAAAUAAUAAUGUUGCAUUUCAAGCAAUUAAUCUUCCAUAUUAUUCUUUUCUUGCUUUAGAUUAUGAAACUAAUACAAGUUUAAUCCUAAUAAAAUACGAUCAAAAAAUAAAAUUUGAUCAACUUGAUAAUGGAUUUAUUUUUAAAAUUAUUUUUGCGAUGUAA
Molecule: messenger RNA, 192 nt
Organism: Adineta steineri
Lineage: Eukaryota; Metazoa; Rotifera; Eurotatoria; Adinetida; Adinetidae
Source: the annotation of a GenBank genome assembly